GAGGGACGAAAAAAAGUACAACACAAACAUCAGAGAGGCGAGAGGAGCGUGACGGCUGGCGCAGAGGAGACUGGGCUUCUCCUCCACUCUUUCUCUGAAGGAACUACAGUUUAUGAAAAGAGAAAGGAGCUGCUGCGGCUCGGGGGUCCAGAGAGGUGGCACGGACGGGCAAGAUGGCCGUCUCCACUCAAUUGGGUCUGCUGUUGUGGAAGAACUUCACCUACCGACGGAGACAGACGAUCCAGCUGCUGAUUGAGAUCGUGUGGCCCCUCUUCAUCUUUUUCAUUCUGAUAUCCGUGCGACUCCACUAUCCUCCGUAUGAGCAACAUGAAUGCCAUUUUCCCAACAAGGCCAUGCCUUCGGCGGGUACUCUACCAUGGGUGCAAGGCAUCAUCUGCAACGCUAACAACCCUUGCUUCCGCUAUCCCACUCCUGGAGAGACGCCAGGGGUGGUGGGCAACUUCAACGACUCCAUAAUCUCCCGGCUGUUUAUCGAUGCCAAGAAAAUCCUCCUUUACAGCCAAAACGACAAGAGCUUUGAAGGCUACAAGGGACUCGUCAGGGCCCUUAGGAAACUGCAAAGGAACACUGCAGCUUUCAAGCUGAAGGACUUUCUCCAAGACAAUGAAACCUUGUCCGAGUUCCUGGAGAAGAACGCAACACUGAGCAAACAUGCUGUGCAGCAAAUAGUGGAGGCUGACGUCAACCUGGAGAAGGUGCUGAUUAAAGGUUUCGGAGUGCAUCUGAGAGACCUGUGCAACACAACAUCACUGGAGGACUUUGUCACCAUUGCUGACCACGGGGUGUCCCAGCUGACCCAGCACAUCAUCUGCCAGGCCUCCACAGACUGGCUGAACGACGCAGAGAGCCACUUCCUAUCCAACCUGGACUUUCUGAAGCCCAUCAGGAAAGAUGUCAGGUCUGACCCCAAAGUCGUCCAGGAUGUGUCCAUGGCAACAGAUAGGCUGCUGGAGAGCCUGGGAGCUCUGACUGUAGAGCUGGUGAGUAUGAAGAGCUGGCGGGACAUGCGCAAUGAGAUCCUGUACCUGACGGGCAACGUCACACAUUCACCCAAUCACAUGUACCAGGCCGUGUCCCGCAUCGUCUGUGGCCACCCAGAGGGUGGCGGCCUCAAGAUCAAAUCCCUCAACUGGUACGAAGACAACAACUACAAGGCUCUGUUUGGCAACCACAAUGAUAGUGACAGUGAGCCAGUGUCCCCCUACGACAAUUCAUCCACUCCCUACUGUAACAACAUGAUGAAGAACCUGGAGUCCAGCCCCAUCUCACGAAUGAUCUGGAGGGCUCUGAAGCCUCUGCUGAUGGGGAAGAUCCUGUACACACCCGACACUCCAGCCACUCAGAGGAUCAUACAUGAGGUCAAUAAGACAUUUCAGCAGCUUGGUGUGUUCAGAGAUCUCGGGGGGAUGUGGGAGGAGAUGAGACCGAAAGUGUGGAACUUCAUGGAGAACAGUGAGGAAAUGGAUCUUGUCCGUACUCUGCUCCAGAACAACGCAAGCGCUCGGUUCUUUAACACCAAGCUGAAAGGAACAGAUUGGCAAGUGGAGGACAUUUCCAGCUUCUUAACUAAAGCUUCAGAGGACACACGUCCCCCUGGUACAGCAUAUACAUGGAGAGAAGUGUUCAAUGAGACGGAUCAGGCCAUCCAAACCAUCUCCCGCUUCAUGGAGUGCAUAAACCUGGAUAAGUUGGAGCCGGUGGCCAAUGAGGAGCGGCUGGUAAAUAAGUCCAUGCAUCUGCUCAAUGAUCGCAAGUUCUGGGCCGGCAUCGUGUUUCCGGACAUGAAAGCCAACUCCUCAGAGCUUCCGCCGAACGUUAGCUACAAGAUCCGCAUGGAUAUUGACAACGUGGAGCGCACCAACAAGAUCAAGGACGGGUACUGGGACCCUGGUCCUCGUGCUGAUCCUUUUGAAGAUCUGCGCUACAUCUGGGGUGGAUUCUCUUACCUCCAGGACGUUAUUGAACAUGGAAUUAUCCGGGCCUUGACAGGCAGCAAGGAGAAAACUGGAGUCUACAUCCAGCAGAUGCCUUACCCGUGCUAUGUUGAUGACAUUUUCCUGCGUGUGAUGAGUCGCUCAAUGCCUCUCUUCAUGACUCUGGCCUGGAUGUACUCAGUGGCCAUCAUCAUUAAGGGCGUGGUCUAUGAGAAGGAGGCACGUCUGAAGGAAACCAUGAGGAUCAUGGGACUGGAUAAUGGAAUCCUGUGGCUAAGCUGGUUCAUUAGCAGCCUGAUUCCUCUGCUUAUCAGCGCUGCCUUGCUGGUCCUCAUUCUUAAGAUGGGGAACCUGCUACCCUACAGUGACCCAGGCGUGGUCUACCUCUUUCUGGUGUCCUUUGCCAUAGUGACCAUCAUGCAGUGCUUCCUCAUCAGCACAAUAUUCUCCCGUGCUAACCUGGCUGCCGCUUGCGGGGGCAUCAUUUACUUCACCCUUUAUCUGCCCUAUGUACUGUGUGUGGCUUGGCAGGACUACGUGGGCUUUGGUGCCAAAGUAGUUGUGAGCCUCUUGUCACCGGUGGCAUUUGGCUUUGGCUGUGAGUACUUCGCCCUUUUUGAGGAACAGGGAGUGGGAAUUCAGUGGAGCAACCUGCUCUCUAGCCCACUGGAGGAGGACAGCUAUAGCCUCACAACUUCCAUCUCCCUCAUGCUGUUUGAUGCUUUGCUCUAUGCUGUCAUGACCUGGUACAUCGAAGCUGUCUUCCCAGGUCAAUAUGGUAUUCCUCGGCCAUGGUAUUUCCCCUUCACUAAGUCCUACUGGUGUGGAGAGAAAUGUGGCUGGACUUCACCACCAACCACCAACAAAAAAGAAAAUGCAGAAGCAAUAUGCAUCGAGGAGGUACCAGCUGAUCUGGAACCUGGCGUGUACAUUGAGAAUCUGGUGAAGGUGUACAGACAUGGUAACAAGCUAGCAGUGGAUGACCUGACUCUGGGCUUCUAUGAGGGACAGAUCACAUCCUUCCUGGGUCACAAUGGAGCAGGAAAGACCACUACCAUGUCUAUUCUUACUGGCCUAUUCCCCCCGACGUCUGGCACGGCCUACAUCAUGGGCAAAGAUAUCCGCAUGGAUCUGAGCGCCAUCCGUCAGAAUUUGGGCGUGUGCCCACAGCACAAUGUCCUCUUCAGCAUGCUGACAGUGGAAGAACACAUCUGGUUCUAUGCUCGGCUGAAAGGUCUUUCUGAGGACAAGGUGAAGUUUGAGAUGGAUCAGAUUGUAGCAGACCUCGGCCUGCCUCACAAGCGCAAAUCUCGCACCAGUCAGCUGUCAGGUGGAAUGCAGAGAAAGUUGUCGGUAGCACUGGCAUUCGUUGGAGGUUCAAAAGUUGUGAUCCUGGAUGAACCUACUGCUGGGGUUGACCCAUAUGCCCGCAGAGGCAUUUGGGAUCUGUUGCUGAAGUAUCGUCAAGGUCGAACCAUCAUCCUUUCCACCCACCACAUGGACGAGGCAGACAUUUUAGGCGACCGCAUAGCCAUCAUUUCCCAUGGGAAGCUGUGCUGUGUAGGCUCCUCCCUCUUCCUCAAGACACAGCUGGGCACUGGAUACUAUCUGACUCUGGUCAAGAGGGACUUUGACCUCUCGUUGAGCUCCUGCCAUAACUCCAGCAGCACUGUCUCUUACUCCAAGAAUAGCCUCAAGAAGGAGGACAGUGUCUCUGAAAGCAGCUCUGAUGCUGGCCUGGGCAGUGAUCAUGAAAGUGAAACCACUACCAUUGAUAUCUCCCUCAUCUCUAAUGUCAUCUUCAAGCAUGUCCCAUCUGCCAGAAUGGUAGAGGAUCUGGGUCAUGAGAUCACUUAUGUGUUGCCUUAUGAAGCAGCCAAAGACGGAGCCUUUGUGGAACUGUUCCAUGAGAUUGAUGAUCGCCUCACUGACCUUGGUAUCUCCAGCUAUGGCAUCUCAGACACAACCCUGGAAGAGAUUUUCCUCAAAGUUGCAGAGGACAAUGGAGUUGACGCUGAAACAUCAGAUGGCACUAUUCUUCCCAGAAGGAACCGUAGACAUGCAUUUGGUGGUGACCAUCAGAGCUGCCUGAAACCAUUCACUGAAGAUGAUAGCUUUGAUUUCAAUGACUCAGAAGGUGAUCCAGAAUCUCGUGAGACGGACUGGUUGGGUGGAUCUGACGGAAAAGGCUCAUACCAAGUAAAAGGCUGGAGUCUGAAGAGACAGCAGUUUGUGGCUUUGCUCUGGAAACGCUUCUUGUAUGCCCGACGCUCUAGAAAAGGAUUCUUUGCUCAGAUCGUGCUGCCGGCUGUGUUUGUGUGCAUUGCUCUGGUCUUCAGUCUUAUUGUUCCACCCUUUGGGAAAUACCCCAGUUUACAGCUGGAGCCCAGCAUGUAUGAAGAGCAGUACACCUUCAUCAGCAAUGAUGCUCCAGAGGACAUGCAGACAGGCAAGCUUCUUGGAACCUUAACAGAUCAACCAGCCUACAGUGGACGAUGUGUAGAGGAAGGAAAGUCUGUAGACAGCUCUUGUCCAAUUAGAGAAGAGGAAUGGGCCCAGCCAGAUGUUUCUGAGACAGUGAGGGACAUGUUUGUGAUGGGAAACUGGAGCAUGGAGAACCCUUCACCUCUUUGCGAAUGCAGCUGUGAAAAGAAAAAGAAGAUGCUGCCAGAGUGUCCACCAGGAGCAGGUGGUCUACCACCACCACAGAUAAAAGUUAGCAGCACAGACACUUUGCAAAAUCUGACUGGAAGAAAUAUCUCAGACUACUUGGUGAAAACAUAUGCACAGAUUAUUGGCAGAAGUUUGAAGAACAAGAUCUGGGUCAAUGAAUUCAGGUAUGGUGGAUUUUCAUUGGGUGCGAGAAGUUCACAGGCCCUGCCCCCUGCUAAUGAGAUCAUUGAUGCUAUCGCUCACGUGCGCCAUCGUUUCAGCUUGGAAAGGGGCACUGCAGCUGACAGGUUUCUGAAAAGCCUAUCUGGUUUCAUCCAAGGCUUGGAUACUAAGAACAAUGUCAAGGUCUGGUUCAAUAACAAAGGCUGGCAUAGCAUCGGAGCUUUCCUCAAUGUGAUGAACAACGGCAUCCUGCGUGCCAGCCUGCCCGCUGGACUGGACCCUGCCAAGUUUGCCAUCAGAGCUUUCAACCACCCACUGAAUCUAACCAAAGAGCAGCUCUCACAAGUGGCCCUGAUGACCACCUCUGUCGACGUCCUGGUAUCCAUCUGUGUCAUUUUCGCCAUGUCCUUUGUCCCGGCCAGCUUUGUAGUCUUCCUCAUCCAGGAGAGGGUGAACAAAGCCAAGCACAUGCAGUUUAUCAGUGGAGUGCAGCCCUUCCUUUACUGGCUGGCUAACUUCGUCUGGGAUAUGUGCAACUACAUAGUCCCAGCAACCCUGGUCAUCAUCAUCUUUGUCUGCUUCCAACAAGAUGCCUACGUCUCCUCCACUAACUUACCUGUUCUGGCUCUUCUUCUCCUUCUCUAUGGGUGGUCCAUAACACCUCUGAUGUACCCAGCAUCGUUCUUCUUUAAGAUCCCCAGCACUGCAUAUGUGGUCUUAACUAGUGUCAACAUCCUGAUUGGAAUUAAUGGCAGUGUGUCCACAUUUGUAUUGGAGCUUUUUGGCAGCAAUGAGAUUGGUGGCAUCAAUGACAUUUUGAAGAAUGUAUUCCUGAUCUUCCCCCACUUUUGUCUGGGCCGAGGACUGAUAGAUAUGGUGAAGAACCAGGCUAUGGCUGACGCCCUGGAGAGAUUCGGUGAGAAUCGGUUCCGUUCCCCUCUGGCGUGGGAUAUGGUGGGCAAAAACCUUUUUGCUAUGGCUGUGGAAGGUGUAGUAUUCUUCUUCAUCACUGUGCUCAUACAGUACCGCUUCUGCAUCAAGGCCAGGGGAUUUAGUGCUCAUUUAAAGCCGAUCGCUGAGGAAGAUGAGGAUGUAGCUAGAGAAAGGCAAAGGAUCUUGAGUGGAGGUGGACACAGUGACAUCUUGGAGCUCAGGCAGCUGACCAAGGUGUAUAAAAGGAAACAAAAGCCAGCUGUGGACAGGCUGUGUGUAGGAAUUCCACCUGGAGAAUGUUUUGGCUUACUUGGUGUAAAUGGUGCUGGAAAGACAAGCACCUUCAAGAUGCUGACUGGCGAUUCUGUAAUCACAAGUGGAGAGGCCUAUUUAGCUGGCAAGAGUGUGCUGACAGAGAUUGAUGAGGUGCAUCAGAACAUGGGUUACUGUCCACAAUUCGAUGCAAUAAAUGACCUGCUCACUGGCCGAGAACACUUGGAGUUUUACGCCAUUCUGCGGGGAGUGCCUGAAAAAGAAGUUUGCGAGGUGGCGGACUGGGGCAUCCGUAAGCUGGGGCUGGUGAAAUAUGUAGACAGAGCUGCAGGGAGCUACAGUGGAGGAAAUAUGCGUAAGCUCUCCACUGCCAUCGCUCUGAUCGGGGGUCCACCAGUGGUUUUCUUGGAUGAGCCCACCACUGGUAUGGACCCCAAGGCCCGGCGAGCAUUGUGGAACUGCAUCCUCAGCAUCAUUAAAGAAGGACGCUCCGUCGUUCUCACCUCACACAGUAUGGAGGAGUGUGAAGCCCUCUGCACUCGCAUGGCCAUUAUGGUCAAUGGCAGGUUCCGCUGCCUGGGCAGUGUCCAGCACUUAAAGAACAGGUUUGGCGACGGCUACACCAUAAUCCUCCGGGUCGCAGGGGCCGACCCGCAGCUGGAGCCAGUGAUGCAGUUCAUUGAGUAUGAGCUGCCUGGCAGUACUCUGAAGGAGAAGCACAGGAACAUGCUCCAGUACCAGCUGCCUUCCUCACUGUCUUCUCUAGCACGAAUCUUCAGCAUCCUCGCCAAGAACAAAGACGAACUCCAUAUCGAGGACUACUCCGUCUCUCAGACCACAUUAGACCAAGUAUUCGUCAAUUUUGCCAAGGACCAAAGUGACGAGGACCACUUUAAAGACAUUUCCAUAGGCAAGAAUGAUGUGGUGGUGGACUUUUCUCAACUCAACUCUUUCCUCAUGGACGAAAAAGCCAAGGAGACAGUUGUGUGAUCCGCCAAACUUGCCACGAACGGAUGUGCCGAUAUCCGUUUUAUGAGACUCUAGUGUCAUUUUUCAUACUUUUUUUUUUCAUUUCUUUUUUUUGGUUAUACUUCUUCAGUGGAGUGUGCGCCCACAAUGGGGCACUGGACUUACCACACACUACUGAGAGAAAACUCAAUGCAAAUCAAUGCAAAAAACAAACAAAAAUGGAGAAGAAUCCACUACGAUGUUGUCAAGGAAGAGCCUGGUGCCACUUGCUGCAUCGCAACAUUAGCGUGCGUGAAACUUGAAGCUAUCUGUUCCAGUGUAGUGUUGUAGCGACAACAGACCAGAGUGCUUAUGAAGAUUCUGCCUAGUUUCAAUCAGACACUGCCAGCAAGACUUAUAAUUCAGGGCCUAAGUUCAUCUCUUUCAAGAACAGACUUACAGACUUACAAUUGCUGUUAAGGAGCAGCAAUUUUAGCGUCUCUUUGACUAUCAAAACUGUUUUGUUUUGUUUUUUUGGCAAAAACACAAAGUGAGAUUGUCCACUGCUGUUCAGUGAGGAGGCUUUCGUGGUUGAGUUGACGGUCAACAGUCAACCAAUGGAAAAGAGGACAAGAUACUGGCCAUUCCAAGAAGUUAAGGAAGCAACAAAUGUGAUUUCGCCUGGAUGUAAACCGAGACAUUUUUUACUGCCUUAAAUGGCUAAAAUAGUUUUGCGGAUGCUAAUUCCUGGUUUCUUUGAGGUGUGUGCUGCAUGCUUUACAAAGAAGCCGCAUGGGGGACUCCUGCGCGAGCCGAAGCAUGUGCUUUAUUCCAGUUAUAAGAGUGCUAGUACUGUCGCGUCCUACUGUUGUGUUUUCAAGAGGGUUUCAACAGGUGGAUCACGGGGGGGAUGUAUGGCAGGACUUCACUGAGAGGUCACUUUUUUAUAAUAAAAUACAAAACGAUGGGGAAAAAAACGAUGAGGAGGAGGAGGAGGCCUAUAACUAAAUAUUACAUAACCGUUGUGACACAUUGUGCGUGCCAAACGAGAGUUCCUAGUGCGCGUCGGGUGACUACAAGCCCAGCGAGUCAGGCUAAUGUGUGAGAGCGCCAGCUAGCUAGUUGAAGGCGUAUUGUAGUGUGGUGUACUGUUGGUCCACCAUUGUAGACUACUCCAUGCGCUGUGGUCAGUGAUUUUCGUGCUGUAGUAGCCUAUACACCACAUGCUUGUUUUUAAUACAGACAUUUACUCCUGAAUAGCCUUGGACAUCUAACAGUUUAGUCGUUUUGCGGGCCAAAUGUGAUCUAAUAGCGGAACAGACAUCUGGGAACAACUUGUUAAGCUUUUACCCUGCUGCAAACAAGAGUGCGGUCCCUCUAAAACCCACCCCGGAAACCAAGCUAAUGCUAAUGUCACCUGACAGAGCCGUUUUUGGGGGACUUUUCAGCCGUGUUAAUAGGCUAACAACAGGUUUGCUGUCCACUGACAAGCAAACCAUGACCCCCCCCCCCAAAAAAAACUUUGAGAGCUGCCUUAAAACCUCAGCUUAUCCCCACAUCCCCCGCCCUGUUAAGUCUACAUUCUCACCCACAUUUAGCUCAGUAUUUCUCUUUGGUGUCCCCCAGAUGUUCCCAUUAUGAGACCAUAUCUGGCACCACAAGACUACCAGCUCAAUUGUAGGCUGCCUGUCCUGUCAAUGGGUGUUGCUCACAAUUGAGUUGAUAACUCAGGAUUAAAUUCCUUCUAUAUUUCAGAAUUUCUUUGCAAUUCAAUUCUCGCGUCGCUGUCGGAACUAAAUGUAUGAACUCUUCCACACCAAACCCUUUCAGUCAUCUGCACAUUUCAUAAGGAAUGGACCAGUAGAAACGGUCCAAACAUUCAAAAUCUCAUACAACAGUAGUGCGACUGCUUUCUUACGACAGCGACGUUCUUGUGAAACCACUAUGGGCUCUCCUCUCAGAGGCGCUGUUGUUGCUAGCCUAAAGCUAAGAGUGACCAAAAGUGACAAAGUGCCACCGAUAGGCUUUUCUGCAUAGCUGCUUUAUCAUUCAAUUCCAGAUCAAAGAAACAAUCCUCACUGCGAUUUGAGAGACACGGACGAGAGUCUUUCCAGUCAGAAUGCAAUUCUAGUUCUGUGGAGAGCAAGUAGCCUGACACCAUAGGCCCAACAUUGAAGCACUUUAUAACAGUCUUUGUUGAACUGGUUUUGUUCUGGACUUUCGAACUUUUUAAAAAGUUUCUACACAGGAUGCUCUUUGUUUAACAGAAGUUAUUAUAAAAUGUCUCAUGGUCAAUUUGUGUUAAAUUAUGUGUUUACAUUUUAAGUAUUAAAAGGCUAUUUUAGUCUC
Pygocentrus nattereri (red-bellied piranha) is the source of this 9293-nucleotide messenger RNA. RefSeq names its product ATP-binding cassette, sub-family A (ABC1), member 1A (gene abca1a). Lineage: Eukaryota; Metazoa; Chordata; Actinopteri; Characiformes; Serrasalmidae. The transcript is spliced from 50 exons. Bases 174 to 6986 code for a protein of 2270 amino acids. The record is from RefSeq and is a predicted model, not a curated record. Gene Ontology annotation, biological process: lipid transport; transmembrane transport. Gene Ontology annotation, cellular component: membrane; intracellular membrane-bounded organelle. Gene Ontology annotation, molecular function: ATP binding; ABC-type transporter activity; lipid carrier activity.